Molecule: messenger RNA, 2648 nt
Organism: Ornithorhynchus anatinus (platypus)
Lineage: Eukaryota; Metazoa; Chordata; Mammalia; Monotremata; Ornithorhynchidae
Gene: GLT8D2
Product: glycosyltransferase 8 domain containing 2
Exons: 10
Coding region: 654-1703 (349 amino acids)
Cellular component (GO): Golgi apparatus
Molecular function (GO): glycosyltransferase activity
Source: RefSeq, a predicted model, not a curated record
AUAAUAAGACUGAAGUGUCUUGAUUCAGGAAAGCAAGAAUGUUGGUUACUGGAUCAUUUCAGGAAAAUACAAGAAGUUUUUGGUGUUUUUUUUUUUUAAAUCUCGAUUCAAGCUUUCCUUCCUCCCAACCCCCACUUUUACUUUUUCAUUUUGAACUAGACCCAAACUAUGCUAGAAGUUUGUUCUCAAAAUAUUUAAUUUUCUCCCAUUUCGAGUUUUGUUAUUGUUGUUGUUUUUAAUGGAAUUUGCAUGCAAUCUGCCCGAUGAGACUCUUGAAGGAAGCUUGGCAGAACAAGCCUGGAUCAAGCAGCACAUCUGGAAACGGUUUAUGGGACUGCCUGACUUUGCCAGUGCAACGGCUGAAUCCCAAAGCAGCUCCUCAGACGUGGAAAGAGGAAACCAGAGCCACUCCGAAGGAGACUUAAAGGGGGUAGAAAAAGGAAUUCCCCUUUGGAAAGACGAUAUUGACUCAGUGGGGCUCUUGCCCAUGGGAUUUCCAAGGUGAUUCGUGGAUUAAGCAGCUGUAGCAUGAAGGGCAGCAGAUCGGGGACUACAACGAAGUAAAUGCUCUCAGCCUGCAGGACUUCAGAAAAGAGUAAUACCAAGUACUGCCUGGCAUUUUCAAGAUUCCAGUUUUUUAACCAAACGAACACAUGGCUCUGUUGCGAAAAAUUAAUCAGAUUUUGCUAUUGCUUCUUGUUUUGACUCUGUGCAUGAUUCUGUAUAAUAAAGUUCAUAAAGGAUCAACUCUGAAGAAUGAAACAGAUGAUUCUGAGAGUCCAGAGGAAUUGGAAGAAGAAAUUCCUGUGGUAAUAUGCGCAGCUGCAGGGAGAAUGGGUGCAGCGAUGGCCGCCAUAAACAGCAUCUACAGCAACACAGAUGCCAACGUGUUGUUCUAUGUGAUCGGGGUCAAGAAUACUCUGUCACGAAUCAGAAAAUGGAUUGAGAACUCCAAACUGAGAGAAAUAAAGUUUAAAAUUGUGGAAUUUAACCCUCUGGUGCUCAAAGGGAAAAUCAGACCCGACGCAUUACGUCCUGAACUACUUCAUCCUCUGAACUUUGUCCGAUUUUAUCUUCCCCUGCUUAUCCAAAAACAUGAGAAAGUCAUAUAUUUGGAUGAUGAUGUCAUUGUGCAAGGUGAUAUCCAAGAACUGUAUGACACAAAGCUGACCCUGGGCCACGCAGCAGCUUUCUCAGAUGAUUGUGAUUUGCCUUCGACCCAUGAGAUGGUUAGAAGUGUAGGAAUGCAGAACACCUAUAUGGGCUACCUGGACUUCAGAAAGAAAACAGUUAAAGAUCUUGGCAUCAGCCCCAGCACCUGCUCCUUUAAUCCUGGUGUGAUUGUUGCUAACAUGACAGAGUGGAAACAUCAGCGCAUUACAAAACAACUGGAGAAAUGGAUGCAAAAAAAUGUGGAGGAAAACCUCUAUAGCAGCUCCCUGGGAGGAGGGGUAGCCACUUCACCGAUGCUCAUUGUAUUUCAUGGAAAAUACUCUAGCAUCAAUCCAAUGUGGCACAUUCGACACUUAGGCUGGAGCACAGAAACUAGAUACUCUGAACAUUUCCUUCAAGAAGCUAAAUUACUUCACUGGAAUGGAAGACAUAAACCGUGGGACUCAACUAGUGUUCAUACUGACCUGUGGAAAAGCUGGUACAUUCCUGAUCCUUCAGGGAAAUUUAAACUCAAUCGCCAUGACAGCUGAUACUGAAACACCUUUCAAUAUGCACUUCUUAAAAUAUUAGUUUGGAGCAGGCUCGUAAGUGAAUUUUUCUUCAUUCUGGUUUGACAAAUGAUAGAUAAUUCAUCUGGAUAAAAAUCCAGCUAUUGUGUGAAUUGUACUAAGUAGUAAUUCAUUUGUGGACUCAUCCCCAGCCACAGAGUUCUCUUUUGUGGAAACAAGCAUCCCCAUUAAGUUCAUUAGUUGCACUCGGAAAGGGAAACUUUGGAAAAAUCAGAUUAGAGGACACAUUUCAACAGCCUAAAGGUUUUUUUUCUAGUUUGUCUCUAGUCGUUUGCAGACCUAUUACAUUACAAAUAUCGAUAGUUAAUGGUGUUUUUCAAAUCUUAUACACAGUGCAAUUUAGAACAUUUUAAAAGAGUGGAAGAUGUUUGCUGGGUAAUUAUUCAAAAUGGAGUGAGCACAGGAAGAGAAAUGAAUAUGCCAGUAGCUAACACUGAAGGAAGAGACGUCAAGUUAGGUAUUCAAUUCUUAAAAUUUUUAUUGUCAAAACUGGCAGGCUUUCAAAAGAAUUUAAAAUAUUUCCCACUGAGAUUUGAUGAAUAAAACCCAAUCUGUCACGGACCGGCAUGUCAAUGCUGACUGCCGAUUUGCCGUACUUAAUGAAAUGCCACACUUAUUUUCCAAAACCUUCAAUCCAGUAGGUGCUGCUGUCAAGAUUCUAAGGAUUUUCCCCCUUCCAACCCCUCCCCCGUGCAACUAUUGAAAGGUACAAUAGUUGUGUACAACAGCAAUAUCUAGUUACAUGCUAUACUUAGUUCUGGUGAAAAAAUAAUUGAACUGCUACUUGUCCCUGAUGCAAGACCCUCAGAGGGCCUGCAGGAAAAUAUCCAUGUAAACAGUGAUACAUGAUACAGUACAACAAUUUAAAUUACGUAAUUGACUUUCACAAAACUUGACCUUCUUAUG